Symbiodinium necroappetens is the source of this 2226-nucleotide messenger RNA. The record is from the annotation of a GenBank genome assembly. Lineage: Eukaryota; Dinophyceae; Suessiales; Symbiodiniaceae.
GAACUUGUGAAGUCCGUGGAAGCAGAGGCAGCGGCGAAGAAGUCCGCUGAAGAGGCCAAGGCUUGGCAGGCAAGCUUCAACACAUCGUUGCAGAUUGGAAGGAAAGAAGGGCUCCUGAGGGAAGCUCAGCAGGAGCAGCAGAGAUGCGAAGAAGCUGAGGUCAAUGCAUCAAAAAGAGAAACCAGGAUGCGCUCGUUGCUGAAUACACACAAAAAGCACCUCGUUUUGUGUGACCUGCAGGUUGAACUUCCUGAAAAGGAAGCACUCAGACUUGAGGCCAAAGCUGCUUUCGACAAAGCAGAAAAGAGCCUCUUGGAGGCGCAGAAGAAGUUGGAGAGCCUCGCGAGUGAAGAAGCAGAGACUCACGAAAAUAUUGGAAAGACCUACAAGGAGUUGGAGGAGUUGAAGGUUGAGCAUUCCAUAGCAGACAAGGAGUACAACGAUCAGGAUCCGGAAGAAAGAAAGCGAAGCUUCACCACAUCUUUGCAAGGGUCAGGCUCCAGAAGUGAAGUGAUAGAAGGUAGUGGCUGGUACGACUCGGCUUUGAUGGCCUUCGAUUUCGAUGAGCUGGAGCUUGCAGAGUCAGAACGGCAACCCUCCGUUCUGGAAUACAUAUCGGAUUCUCGUCAGACUCGAAAGAGCCGCGCACGCAUAUGGUUUGAAAUCAAGCGAUGCUUUGAGGCAGACACGGGACCGGGGUGUGCCGACUGGAAAGCCCGCUAUGCCAGGGAGCUUCUGCUACGUGCGAUCAAGGAAGCUUUGCAGCGAGAUGGCUUCGUCGUCAUGGAUGUAGCGUUGCCGGCAAACGCAGCACAACAGCUUGCCAACAGAUUGAAACUUUGCUCGGCAGCUGUGACAAGCGCCCUGCACAAUUCCGUCGAAGAGACGACGGUUACGCAGUGCCCACAGUGGGUUGGAAGCCACCUGUCAAGAUCCCAAGCUUCCACUGCACCGGUUUGCCAGGAGUUGUGCGACUCGAAAGAGUUGUCUCCGCUUGGCCAGAACUGUGAAGUUUCCUUCGCAGACUCCAAAGGCUGCAUGUCUAUCCGACCGUACAGCAAGGCCGAGUUCAUCAACAUGAUGAAGCUGUUUGUUCAUGCUGCUGCCGAUAAUUCCGUUUCGGAAGCCCAGCUCCCCGUCGCUGACAAAGUCUCGGUGCAAUUCUCGUUCGGCGACCAAGAAGCCCUGCAGAAGGCCAGAGAGCACAAAGUUUCACAGACAGAGACUUGGCUUCGGAAGAACGUGUCAGUGCGAGAGCUGGCGCUUUCCAACAUGUUCUUGCCCGUGGUCGUUUCCGACGCAAGGUUGGAUCUCGCGAAGACCGCAGGGUGGUCAGUGAUUUCGCUGGCAGGCAUGAAGCGGCCGGCAGAGUCUGACCUGGUGCAGUGGCCCUCGCAGUUUGUGCAAGUUUGGUCUAACGCACUGAAAGAUCUCAGGCAAUCCCUUUGCUGGCGUAUCGUUGUUCAGCAGCGCAUCUUCCUCUUUUCCUACGGCAUCGGCUGGUGGGUUUGGGUCUUUGCACUGCGCAACGCUUGGCACAGCUUGUCUGUCUCAAUUGACAUGGGUAUUCCAGGCAAAGCUGCGGAGGAAUGCAGCCAGGCGCGCUGCGUCCAGUGCUUCGCAGGAAGCUAUCAGGCCCACCAAGUUGACAAAUCUGGGGACACACGGGCCCGCGGGUCCUUAGCUGAGGCAGCUCAGCUGGAGCAGUCUGAAGUGGAGGCGCAGGAAGGUGGAGAAGAGACGCAAGAUGGAGAAGAGGUUGAGGAAGAGCGUGAUCUUGACAAAGAAGAGAAAGACGGGGAAGGUGGCGACGAGCCGACAGGUGAAGAGGAUGAAGAAGCUCUCUUCCGAGCAGAUUGCAAGCUUUGGAAGCUGGUCAAGCUUCCAGCAUCUGACUCCAAGGAAGGAUCAGAGGCUUGGACCUGGCAAGAGAGGGGCUGUGGAAUCGUGCAGAUCAAUCGGCACAAGAGGACGCGAGCCUGUCGGCUGGUGAUGCGCAUGCGGGGCGUUUUGAAGCUCCUGCUGAACACGCCGGUUUUCCCAACGACAAGGUACGAAAUGGUUGGGCAAAAGUCUGUGCGCUUCGUCGGUGUGGAUGCAGAUACGCAUGAGGUGAAGUCCGAAAAAGUGCCAUUUUCCGCUUUCCGCUUGAAUCUCCAUAGCAGUGACCAGCAGGGCAAGUUCCUGGCCAUUCUGCGCGACGCAGCCGAUUCAGCAAAGAGUUGA